This is a messenger RNA of Scophthalmus maximus (turbot), 2726 nucleotides long. RefSeq lists its product as uncharacterized. The record is from RefSeq and is a predicted model, not a curated record. Lineage: Eukaryota; Metazoa; Chordata; Actinopteri; Pleuronectiformes; Scophthalmidae. The transcript is spliced from 19 exons.
AAACGUGAACUUAAACUUUGCAACGAUGGCGCACUGUAGAUAAUGACUCUGUUCAACAGGACAGCAGAUCUAAAAGCAGGCUCUGCUCCUCAGCUGAGCGGAGUUCAUGUCAAAGGUUAAUAAUGUGCUCCUGUGAGAUUGCCCCGGUGAGCUCAUCUGUCACACUGAGCGCUCUGGGAAAUGAACUGGUUAAUUAAAUGAGAGGAGGAGGAGGAUGUGACAAGUGAUCAGCAUUUCACAGUUGACUGGAUGUGGAAAUGGGAAUGGCGCUUUGGUGUUUUUUGGUUAAUGGAAAAAGCAAAAUGCAACCGUUAGAUUGGAUGAAAUGUGUUUUGGAGAUGUAGAUGCUGUAAAUUCAUGUCUGACAUCCACACUGACACACAUGACCUAUAUAAACAUUGACAGACAUUCUUAUUUUAUAUGUCAUUCCCUCCACGAAUUGUGAUUGAUUAUUUUUACCCCAAAAGUGAUUCCAAGCAUGUGCAUCAGAAAAAAUAGCAACAUGGAGCUCAGGAUACUGCCACGAGCAAGUCUGACUUGGUUCAUCCUUGUUGCCAGCAGCUAUGGACGACACGUGAAAUCAGCUGUAAAUCAUCAAGCCAUUACAGGACCCGGUCUGAAAAUGGACCAGGCUUUGUUAACAUUUCACAACCAGCUGACGGAAGAAGUGGAGGUUUCCUACACAUCAGAUUAUUGCUACAAGUGUGUGUACCAGCAUUUGGCCGACGUGAAACCCAACAACCACAAUGCAUCUGCGGUCGUCAGCACUAAAUUCACUCUGACUGUGCAAGUGGAGUCACAGAGCAGGAACGCAACUCUCUGCAGGUGGAGUCGGACAUAUGGAGAAGGCGGUCACUACUCUGUGUGGAUCCAGAUGUCAGAGGCCGCCGGUGAUCCAGGCUGCACUCACACUGUGGCUAAGAGAGCAAACAAUGCCCACCUGCCUCUUCUGGUUUCAGCUCUUGUACUGGCCACAAUCGCUCUUCUGUUCAUUGUGGCGCCCUAUAUAUACAGGAGGCGUUGUACGUCAAACUUUAUUAAGACCAUUUGCUGCCAAUGCACUCAGCACUCAUUUGACAAUGAUGGAGCACAUUCUCAUGAAGCUGAGCACAACACCACCAAAGCUAAACCAACACGUCUGCGCUCACUGGACACUUUCCGGGGGUUUGCCCUGACAGUGAUGGUGUUUGUGAACUAUGGUUGAGGAGGCUACUGGUUCUUUCAACAUGCACCGUGGAAUGGUUUAACGGUGGCAGACCUUGUCAUGCCAUGGUUUGUGUUUAUCAUCGGGACGUCAGUGGUCUUGGCGUUCAGAUCCAUGCAGAGGAGAGGAGUGAGCCGCCUCCAGCUGCUGCGCAAGUUCACCUGGAGAACCAUCGUCCUCCUGCUGCUUGGCUUCUGCUUCCUCAACUACUCUCCAAGAGACGGACCACUAUCCUGGUCCUGGCUGCGGAUUCCUGGAGUGCUGCAGCGUCUGGGCUUCACCUACUUUGCUCUGUCUCUGCUGCAGACUUUCUGGGGACAGAGAGAAAUCCCACUGACAUCGUAUCACUGGUGGAACCCCAUCCAGGAUAUGGUCCUGUAUUGGCCCCAGUGGCUAAUAAUCAUCCUGCUGGAGACUCUAUGGCUGUGCAUCACCUUCCUCAUGCCUGUACCCAACUGCCCCACAGGAUAUUUGGGAGCUGGUGGAAUCGGGGAUGACGGUCUUUACCCAAACUGCACUGGAGGAGCAGCAGGAUACAUUGAUAGAUUGAUGUUUGGUGACAACAUGUACAGAUACCCCACAUGCAAAGAAAUGUAUCAGACCACACAGCCGUUUGACCCAGAGGGGGUCCUGGGUACAAUCAACUCCAUCGUCAUGGGAUACCUGGGGAUGCAGGCUGGGAAAAUUCUAAUUUUCUAUAAGGAGAGAAACGUCCAUGUCCUCUGUCGAUUUCUUGUGUGGGCCGUCAUCCUGGGAAUCUCUGCAGCCAUCCUUUCUAAGUGCACGCGAGACGGAGGAUUUAUACCUGUCAAUAAAAACCUUUGGUCGUUGUCCUAUGUGACAUGCAUGGGCUGUUUUUCCUUCCUGCUGCUGGGAGGCAUGUACUUUGUCACUGACAUCAAGGGCUGGUGGGGCGGACAGCCGUUCAUAUACCCAGGGAUGAACUCCAUCUUUGUGUAUGUUGGCCACUCUCUCCUGGGUUUCUACUUCCCAUUCAGCUGGGAGAUGCACAACCAGCGGAGCCACUGGGAGUGGCUCUUCCAAAGCCUGUGGGGAACCGCACUGUGGGUGCUCAUCGCCUACCUGCUCUACAGGAAGAAAUUCUUCCUUAAAAUAUGACAUAUUUCCUAGGAUGCCAUUACCUUUUUUUCCCCAAUUAAAAACAAACAAUGUUCAUGAUAAGGUUAUUAUAACUUCUGUUUACUUUUCAGUGAUGUACAAUCUUCCCACAUACAUUUGAGUAAAUUGUACUGAUGCUCAUCCAAGUCAGCUGAUGAAUCGAGCAGCAAAGAGAAAGUGGUUAAAGUUUUUUGUUUUUUUUAAAUCAAACACAAGCUGUAGCACAGUGAAGAAAGUAUGAACAUUUCCAUUCAUGAAAAACCCAAUGACAUAGCCAAUAGCCAGGUACUAAAGAUGAUCCACUGAUCCACUGUCAGUGUGGGCAGCUGAGGUUUUAUUUGAUGCCACUUGUUUUGUGCACUGAAUACACUGAUUAAAUCAAAUACACUGAGGUGGUACUUAA